Aspergillus pseudonomiae is the source of this 2075-nucleotide messenger RNA. RefSeq lists its product as uncharacterized. The transcript is spliced from 3 exons. The record is from RefSeq and is a predicted model, not a curated record. Lineage: Eukaryota; Fungi; Ascomycota; Eurotiomycetes; Eurotiales; Aspergillaceae. The coding region runs from base 91 to 1719 and encodes 542 amino acids.
ACUAUUCAAACUCCAACCUUGACAGCUGGGACGCCACGCUGAAAUAUUACGCGAUUCCCUUUACCUGUUGCUUUUUAAUACAUUCAUGCCAUGGCCACAACCUCUUCAUUAGCCUUUUCUGCAAUGGAACCCCCUGUCAUUGAUGACACGAUGGAGAUGGCAUCGCCUUACCAGGGGCAUGCCGAUGAUUUCGACAUCGACCUUGAUGUCAUGGAUGACCAAGCUUCAAACACCGACAGAGAUAUGAUAGGGGCCGACGAAUAUGAAGAAGCUCCUCAUGGAACAGAAUACGAACAAGACGACCCGAACGAUGCGGAUAUGAUAGAUGAGGUCGCCGAACCAGCCAUGCUCGAUGUGGACGACCAGUAUGCAGAGACAAGCUAUAGUGUCGAGAUGCAGUACGGCACCGAGAAGAUUUAUGAGGCGGAAAUGCUAGAAGAUGAUUACGAUGAAGACAUUGAUGCCCCUGUUCCAGAAGCCCCUGUACCCGAAUCUCAAGAAGCCCCGACAUCCCUUGAGCCUGCAGAUAAUCAAGUAACAUCAGAACAAAUCUUAACCAAAAAGAAUGAAAGCGAUGAGACCGCUAGCGAAAAUCACACUGCGGAAGCCCAUUCCGUGAAUGACACCGAAUCCGCACCCCCCAAAGAUGAUGCACCUAAAGAAAAAUUUUCGGAAGAAGCUCCCCCAGGGCACCAUCAUGAAGAUGAAAACAAGAUCGCCCAAGAGGCUGAAGUGGACCAGCCCGAGUCUGCAGAGGUGGAUAAUAAUGUCGUUGACACUAACCAACCAGAACAAGCAGAUAUACACGAAAUUCCUAGUGAUCAUGAGGAUCAUACAGCUGGCGCCGAAAACCCCGAAGUCCAUGAAGAUGAUGCAGAUGAACGUCGGCAAACAGGGGACAAGAACAAAGAACUGGAACCGGAAGAAAAGAAAACCACAGAGCAUGACACAGAACAUGAUGAGUCUCAUGGGCAGGAGACAGAAUUUGCAGAAGACGACGAGCAAGAGCAGGAUACGACUAAGGAUUCUUCGUUGUAUCCUGUGAGAGUGUACUACCAAGACAACGAAAUCUCACUAUUCCCUCCCCAGGAGGGUGACUCCUCCGAGACAUUUUUUCUCGAAGAUGAAAAUCUCGCAUACGCACCAUUAGGAGAACUCUUUCAGUCCUGCCGUCGAGUGCUCCAAGGAAAUGUUGGAGAGAAUGAUGUUCUCGUUAUGGAUAUUGAUGCUUUGAACAUUCAGCUAACUGAGGAUUCUUUACAUAUAUCAAAGGUGACUUUGUGCCAGAUUGUGGAUCUGUAUCUCCAGUUGUGUCACAAUGAUGGAAUUGAUGAACCUGAGCCGCUCUAUCUAAGUCUCACCACGAAACUGAAUAUACCUGCGGAGGUGUCCGACCUUCUCCUUGCUGCCAGCGAAGGAAAAGGGCUGUCUGAAAUCCAUUCAUGGGAUGGCUAUCAAGAAGUGGAAGCAGCUUCGGCAGAAAUCUUUGAAGGAGACGAUCAGGAAGCGAACUCUGGCGAGGAACAGCAAGGCAUCUCCGACCAACAAGAGGGUCACCCCUCUGAGUCGCAGGAAGUUGAUGAAAACCAGUCAGAUGUCCACGAGCGGCAAGUGCUGAUCCAUCGGGUGGCACCAUUGAAGAGAUCAACGAUGGUGAAACCACAGCCCCCCCUCAGCCAGAACUUGAGAAUCCUGAGCUUCACGAUCAUCAGUCACUAGAUGAAGAACCGUAUGACUCUGAGGAGGAGCAGCAUACAGAAUCGACUGCUACUAUCACUAAUUUCUCGGCAACUGAUCUGACAGAGGAACAGCCAAAUCCUGACGACUCUACGGAUGCUCCACAUGAUGAUCACCAAGCCCAUGAUAACCAUGAAGAACAAUACGGCCUGGGAAGCGCCAGCGACGGAGACUAUCCCGAAGAGGGAGAGAUUUCGAUCAAUCCCAAUCACAAUGACAGUACCGAGGAGGUUGAGGCCGAUGCUUCUGAUCAUGGACAUGAUCAUAAUGCAGCUGAGUCAAUCACAGAAGAGCUUCGGGAGGAAACUUCGAAAGAACUUGAUGAAGACAAUCAGUCC